AUGACUUCCGAAGUGGAGCGUCUAUUCAGCCUAUGCGAUGCACAAGGUAAAGGAUAUUUGACUGAACAAGAUCUUCAUCACAUCUGUCCUCAACUCGAUCAAAAAGAUAUCGAAUUUAUAUUUGCACAGUUGGACACUGAUGGGUCUGGAAAGAUAGAUAAAGACGAAUUUUGCAAUGGAUUUAAAAAAGCUGUUCUUGAAGGCGAAAGUAGAGGAUAUGGAGGGAUGCAACGACGUGCAAGCAUCAUAGAUUACUCUGGAAAUUUGAGUGAGUCCAACAAAUCUACCGGACUUUCGGACGCACCAUCAAUUCGAGCAGGCGAGGAAGUCUUCGACAGCGACAUGGAGUCUGGGUUCGCUCGACCUUCUCGUUUUCGCGCUCUUGAUGAGGAUCUUUACAAUUCAGAAUCCGAUACAAACGCGAAUAUCGACUUUUCCUUACCAUGUCACGACGAAGUCGUGCUGCUUUAUCAACAACUUCAAUCCGCUGGAAUACCACAACUUUUGCGAAAAUACGAGCGCAUAGUGGGAUCGUUCUACAAAGAAAUCAAGGAUCAAAAAGAUGAGAACCAACGCUUACAACACGUGUUUGAAACUGAAAAAGAUAUGUAUAAUAAACGAAUGGAGGAAGUUGAGCUAGAACUUGACCAGCAGGUGAUGAUUGCUGAACGAAAAGCUAGGGAAGAGGAGAGAGAGAGGUUAACGAAAGAAAAAGAGGAAAUGAAGGCGCGGAUGGUCGAAGAAAUGCGAACAAUGCAAGGUAACAUUGAAAGGCUUCAGAAGAUGGAAACAGUUUUAGAGAAGGAGGGACAAAACCUCAGUCACCAAAAAGAGCUUCAAGAACGCCUUAAGGAAGUGUGCUCUGAAAAUACUGAGUUACGUCGAGGCUUAGCUGAGAAUCAUCUGGAAUUGGCAAUGAUCAAGAGCGAGCUUGCACAUGUUCGUGCUGAGUAUGAGCAUAAACAAAAUGAAUUGAUUCAACAGAAAGAUCAGGUUUCCGUGGUUUCUCAGGAAAGCGAGAACAUGCAUCGUCAAAUUCAGCUUCUGUUCGAAGCCAAUAAAAAAUUACACGACACCAACGAAAGCCUGAGAGAUGCUCUGGAUAAUCGCGCAUCAGUCAUCAAACAGUUUAACCUGAGGACACCGUCACCAAACCUAGCAAGAACUGCUUCUGAUGGUAUAGUUUUGUUCCAAAACCAAAGCCAGGACUCGUCAAGGAUUUCCAAUCCAGCAACAUUGAGUGAAACUGCCCCAGAAGAAGACGGUUAG
Messenger RNA from Necator americanus (New World hookworm), 1269 nucleotides. RefSeq lists its product as uncharacterized. Bases 1 to 1269 code for a protein of 422 amino acids. The transcript has 11 exons. Gene Ontology annotation, molecular function: calcium ion binding. NCBI's taxonomy places the organism in Eukaryota, Metazoa, Nematoda, Chromadorea, Rhabditida, Ancylostomatidae. The record is from RefSeq and is a predicted model, not a curated record.